This is a messenger RNA of Motacilla alba alba, 1054 nucleotides long. Its product is annotated as leucine-rich repeat-containing protein 37B-like. Lineage: Eukaryota; Metazoa; Chordata; Aves; Passeriformes; Motacillidae. The record is from RefSeq and is a predicted model, not a curated record. The transcript is spliced from 4 exons. Bases 615 to 947 code for a protein of 110 amino acids.
GUGGGAGCAACAGGGCCAGUGGAAGUGACGUUUGUUGUUGUAACUGGAACAGGGAUUUGUCCUGCAACGAGAUCCUGUCCAUUGAGGAACGGGCUUUUGAGCCACUGCCUUUCCUGAAGUUUCUGUGAGUGGUCAAGUUUCUUUCUGGUGUUUUUCGCUCCGUCUUUGCAUUGGGCACCCUUCCUGCGUAGGAAAAUGCUCCUGUUCUUUUCCCCGCACUCCCUAGAUCUGCCCUGCCCAGAGCCCAGCUGAGCUGCAGAGCUCGAUGCCGAUGGCUGGGCGGCCACGCCAAGGGACAGGCCCCAGCGGGCUUGUCCACACACAGCCAUCAGAGCAGCCAGUUCUUGCAGCCUCGGCUGCAUCCUGGAACAGAAAUAGAGUCAGCACGUGUGCCCUUCACUUGCCCUCCUGGGCAGGCUACAAACACUGAGAAAGCAGCAGGCGCCGCCCUCUUCCACCUUGGGUUUGCACCUUUCCUGCAAAGGGAUGCCGCUUUGCCCCCCCUUUCUGUAGGGCAGGCCCGAUUCCUUUGCGUGACCUCGUCUUUCCCCAGAAAUCUCUCCGGGAAUGGCCUCACACAGAUCCGCAGCGGCGCUUUCCAGGCCUGGCACGGGAUGCAGUUCCUCCAGGAGCUGAUCCUCAGCCACAACCCGCUGGCUGUCAUUGCUGACGCUGCCUUCUUCCAGCUGCCCUCAGUGAGCUCUCUAGACCUGAGUGCCACCCAAGUGACCCCGCAGACGCUGCUGCAGCUGCUGCAGACCACAGUGAGCUUGGAAACCCUGCAAGUGCCCAAGGAGGCGGCCUGCUGCCUGUGCCUGCGCCCCCGGCCCGAGAGCCCCUGCAGGACCAUCCAGUUCCUGUGCCAGAAGCUGUGCAGCGCCAGCGCCCCGCAGUGCGGUGGGUGUCCGGAGGGGCUGGGGGGAGCUCAAGUCUGCCACUUCUCUUGAGCCUGGGGAGAUGCUGCAGCACUGCCCCGUGCUGGGGGGUGCUGAUCUCCCCUUGGAGCACAGGCAUUGGACAGAACACCUUGGGAUGGAAAGUUGCCGGUGAUUGC